Salvia splendens (bonfire salvia) is the source of this 1487-nucleotide messenger RNA. RefSeq lists its product as uncharacterized. The record is from RefSeq and is a predicted model, not a curated record. Bases 249 to 1487 code for a protein of 412 amino acids. The transcript is spliced from 2 exons. Lineage: Eukaryota; Viridiplantae; Streptophyta; Magnoliopsida; Lamiales; Lamiaceae.
UUAGUCGCCUGAUCGAGUCGAGGACGACUUAAUGGGCUUCACUCCAGAUUGGGCCAGGCGGACAGGUAGGUGUCUAUUCAGCCCAUUAGGGUUUCUUUAUACAUCCCCCACACCCCCUCCCCACGUCCUCCUCCUCCAGAACUGCAGCCGCCGCCGACGCUCCCUCCACCUCCAGAAACUGAAGAACGCCGCCGCCUCUCCUGGACACGCCUCCGGCCUGCCUCAUCCGCCGCCUCUCCUCAUUCAGGAUGAACUCUAGUUCCGAUGAAAAUGCUACAGUCGAAGUGGUGUUCCCAAAUGCAGCAGCUGCUGCUGAAGCCGAUGCAGAGCUGACUGGAGGGUAUGCUGCGUCCGAUGAGCCAAAUUCUGCUGCUGUUCCAUCAUCUGGGUUUGGUAAUGUCACUCCUAAUGAGAAGGACUUUGAAUCCAUAGUUGCUAGCACAUUAGGAGAGAUGCCACCAGAACUUGCUGCAAUGGCCAAAGAUCCAAAGAGGCAUGCUAAAUCCAAAGACCCUGGGUGGAAGUAUGGGUUCUGGCCAUAUGAAGGAAAGAGAGAUAUGGUGCAAUGCAUCUUCUGCAGAAAGGUGGUUCCUGCAGGAAUCAAGAGGUUCAAGCAACACAUUGCAGGUGGUUAUGGAGACGUCGAGAAGUGUCCAACUGCACCUGCAAUAGUAAGAAAAGAGAUGUACGAUUUUUUUAAGAAAAAUGCAAGGAAAGAACUGAACCUGCAGCAGGGAAGGGAAUGGGAUUGUGAAGCAGAUAGUGAAGGUGAAGUGCAGGAAACAUGUGCGGUGCCAAGCUCAGGGACUAGAAUUAAGGAAAGUAAUAGGAUGUUUGCUCGUUCUUACCUAGAUUCAGCUAAGCAGGGGUCACAAAAGUACAUGAAAAGUGUUAGUUCCAUGCUACAAAAGUCGCCGGAAGAUGUGAUUUCUGAGAGGCGUAGUUCAAGGAAUUCUCAACCUAGUACAAUGGAGCAUUGCACAAAGAAAUCAAAGGAAGUUAAACAAAGAGUUGAUGAUCAUGUGGCAGAUUUCUUUUAUGAGAAUGGAAUUCCUUUGAAUGCUAUUAACUCACGCAGCUGGGAGAUUAUGUUGGAGUACAUAGGACAAUAUGGUCCUGGUUAUAGGAGUCCUUCAUAUCAUGAUAUAAGGAACCCAUUAGUUGACAGGGCUGUAGAGAGAGUUAACGAGACCAAAAAGAAGCAUGAAGAAGCAUGGAAGGAGUAUGGCUGCAGUAUCAUGUCAGAUGGAUGGACCGACACAAGCCAUCACCAUCUCAUAAACUUUCUUGCAAACAGUCCAGCAGGAACCUUCUCUCUUGGUUCAGUGGAUGCUUCAAAUGAGGUGGCAGAUGCCGUUAUGCUUGCUGAUUUGUUGGAGAAGCAAAUUGAGAAAGUUGGGAAGGAAUAUGUGGUGCAGGUUGUCACGGAUAAUGGAGCUAACUUCAAGGCAGCAGGCAGAAUUUUAAUGGAGAGGAUUCCAACCUAA